Molecule: messenger RNA, 911 nt
Organism: Prunus mume (Japanese apricot)
Lineage: Eukaryota; Viridiplantae; Streptophyta; Magnoliopsida; Rosales; Rosaceae
Source: RefSeq, a predicted model, not a curated record
CUUUCCUCUUUUUGGUUUUCUUCUCCUUCACAAAAAAAGAAAAACAGAAAUUAAUUAAGUUUUCAACCCUAGAAUUUUCAGGAAAGUAUGAUGAGUUCUUUCUUUCCUUGUUGGUCAUGGAGAAAACCCUAGAGAAUCAAUGGUGCACCUAUAUAAGAGUGUUACCCCCUUCGUUCUCUCUGUCCUUCCCUUCCCUUCCAAGUAGUGUGUUUUGAGUGUUAAGGUCAUCCAUGGCUUUCACAAAAGUUGCAGUCAUCUUUUUCUUCUUGAUGGCAAUGGGUCUCUGUCACUACUCCUCCAUAGCCGAAGAUUCUUUCGAAAAUAAGAACUUAAUUACUAAUUCUGAUAAUACUCUCGAAGAUGCAUGCAACAACGAAAACCCUCACAUAGAGCAAGUGGUCCAAGAUCCCAAGACAUCCAUGGCAAAUGAUCAAAACUCUUCUGGUUGGGAAGAUGAUAAGAUUGAAGUCAACACAAAGUCAACAGAUCCAAGCACAAGCAAUGGAGCUUCUCAUCUUCAGUACCAAGUUUUCAGCACUUCUAAUGGCAAUGCAGUAGGACCAGAGAUGAUUAUCAUUCUUGCGCUUGUAACCGUCUUUGGUGGUCUCUAUUUCUUUGCUCCCUAUGUCCUUCUCGUAGCGGUAAUUUUUGGUUUUGGAUUUAUAGUUUUUGUAUCGAUGAAUUCAAGAUAAGCUGGUUUUCCAUCAUCUUGGUUUUUCUUAGGGUUUUAGGGUGAGGAGGGAGGGUAGAGUAAAACUGCACCGUUUUGUCAUAUUUUUUUCUUAACAAUGUGAAACAUUUCAGACAAUUAACAUUCUGUUCUCCUCCAAGCUUCACUUCUAUAUGGAAGAACACAACACUGGAGUAAACUAUGGCAGGCAGAUAUGAGACGAAAAUUGAUUGGUGAAUUG